CAAAAAACAUGGUUUGAUACUACAUUUUAACUUUUUUAUUGUUGAAUCAUUUAAUUUAACAUUGGAAAAAGAAAACCCACCAUUGAAUCAAUGAAACCCUCAAACCUUGUGCCCUUAAUAUUAAUUAUAGGCGUGGUUGUAAAUGGAGGAGGAGAUAAUAAUAAGUUGGUAUACAAAGGAUGUGCAAAACAAGGUCUAUCAGAUCCAAACGGGGUGUACUCAUCGGCUCUGUCUGCCAUAUUUGGGACCCUCAUCCAGCAAUCUUCAAAAGCCAAGUUCUUCAAGACAACAAGUGGGUCGGUGGUUUCGGGUCUGUUUCAGUGCAGAGGGGAUCUGAGUAACGUGGAAUGCUACACCUGCGUCAGCAGACUCCCAAUCUUGAUGGACAAGCUCUGCGGCAAAACCGUGGCUGCAAGAAUCCAGCUUUUGGGUUGUUACAUGCUUUAUGAGGUAUCCGGGUUUGCUCAGAUAUCUGGAAUGGAGCUGCUUUACAAGAAAUGUGGGAAAACCGGUAGCGGCGUUCAGCAAACAAGCAGGGAUGCCGCAUUUUCAUCUUUGGAAACUGCGAUUGCCGCAAAUAAUAAUGGGGGGUUUUAUACAACGAGCUAUGAGGCGGUGUAUGUGUUGGGGCAAUGUGAAGGGGAUUUAGGGAGCUCCGAUUGCGGGGCGUGUGUAAAAAGUGCGGUCCAAAGAGCCCAGGUGGAGUGCGGGAGGGCAGUCGUGUCUGGUCAAAUAUAUCUUCAUCGAUGUUUCAUCAGCUUUAAUUACUAUGCUUAUCCUAAUGGCGGCACUCCUCCUCCUAAACCUAACAACAAUCCUUCCUCUUCAUAUUCAUCUUCCUCUUCCUCUUCCUCUUCCUCUACAUCAUCAUCAGGGUCAAAUACAGGAAAAACAGUGGCAAUAAUCUUAGGAGGGGCAGCGGGUGUUGGCUUCUUGAUUGUUUUUUUGUUGAUUGUUAGAAAGGCUAUGAAGAAAGAUGAUGAUGGUUAUUGAAAGAAAACAAGAGAGUAGCUAUAGGUAGUUGUUCAAGAUUGAAGAAACCUGGAGAUCCAAAUUUUGAUGGAGGUGGGUAGAUCCAUGAGCAUUUUAUGUUGAUUUUGGUAAAGAUUUAGAAGAUAGGGCAGGAUGAUCCAACUAAUCAUCAUCACCAUGUUCAUCUUGUUUUGUUAAUGUUUAAUGAACCUUAAAUCUGUAAGAAUGAAUGUUCUGUCAAUGAAAUAGAUUAAGGAAA
This is a messenger RNA of Erigeron canadensis, 1231 nucleotides long. RefSeq names its product plasmodesmata-located protein 2-like. The record is from RefSeq and is a predicted model, not a curated record. The coding region runs from base 91 to 993 and encodes 300 amino acids. The transcript is spliced from 3 exons. Gene Ontology annotation, cellular component: plasmodesma. NCBI's taxonomy places the organism in Eukaryota, Viridiplantae, Streptophyta, Magnoliopsida, Asterales, Asteraceae. Gene Ontology annotation, biological process: plasmodesmata-mediated intercellular transport; transport of virus in multicellular host.